Molecule: messenger RNA, 3503 nt
Organism: Blastomyces dermatitidis ER-3
Lineage: Eukaryota; Fungi; Ascomycota; Eurotiomycetes; Onygenales; Ajellomycetaceae
Product: C6 zinc finger domain-containing protein
Exons: 3
Coding region: 22-2490 (822 amino acids)
Biological process (GO): regulation of transcription by RNA polymerase II; DNA-templated transcription
Cellular component (GO): nucleus
Molecular function (GO): DNA-binding transcription activator activity, RNA polymerase II-specific; zinc ion binding; RNA polymerase II cis-regulatory region sequence-specific DNA binding
Source: RefSeq, a predicted model, not a curated record
CGAGACUUCAGCUUCGAUAAUAUGCACCACAUUUACGGAAUGAUGCAUGGUAAUGAGAUUCAAUCGUAUACCGGUGAUGCUCCACCACGUAAACGACGGCGCCCGGCGUUGGCCUGCGAUCAGUGUCGUCGCCGGAAGAUCAGAUGCGACCAAAAGGUGCCUUGCGAUCAAUGCCACCGAUCCAAGAAGAGCCUCUCGAUACAUGCAUGCACAUAUACUCAUGCCCAAACUUCUGCUGGUCCUUCUUCUUCGUCUUCUGCUAGAUGUUGUGAUAGCUCACAGCCACAACGUCCUUCAGCUCUCCAAGCUCCCCCAGCCCCUACCGUACCUAUUCCACAGAUAAGCCGCCCUGGGAACUUCCCAUCAUAUCCCUCACCUUUUACUGCAAACGAAUCGGACCAGAGUACACAUGCAGAUGAUCAAAGAAGUGAUGUCACCGGAUCUAUCCGCAAUGUUGCCCAGGACCUUCAAUCUGCAGCGACAAUUCAGGCGCUCGUCGAUCGGGUCCGUCUGUUGGAGAAGAAGCUGGCCCAGUCUACGAGCACGAGCUCCGUUGCUGCUUCAUCUUCUCCCGGAGGCAGACGCUUGGACGCAUUGGAGGAUCGUGAAGCCUUGCACACCCCUGUGAGAGGGACCUUCUCGAAGACCAGAUUUUUCGGGCAGAGCCACUGGAUGAAUUGUGCCAAGGAAUUCAAUAUGGUAUACAACUUAAGGCAUCGGCUUGAAGUCGAGGAUAAUUCCGGGAUAUCCAGGAUGAUGGAUCGAUGUAAGACAUUAGCAAGGGCUAUAAAAGUCAGACGUCCAACACGCCAGCCAGCUAUAUCCGACUUGACAGAUUUAGUUCCACCGCGUGAGACGGCUGACCAGCUCGUUUCGGGCUAUCUUCUCACCUUCGAGACUGUUUAUCGAAUCUUACACGUGCCGACUUUUCAACAGGAAUAUGCCCAACUCUGGAAUCCCCCUCAGUCCGCGAGCCCUGCUUUUGUGGUGCGAUUGCUUCUUGUCAUGGCCCUAGGAACUUGCUUCUAUAAAGGCCCUGGCAGCUCUAUUACGCCCCGGAUAACGGCAGCACCGUGGAUUUAUGCUGCCCAGUCAUGGUUGGGAGGUCCUUCUGAGAAAUCUCGCGUCAAUAUUGCUGCCGUCCAGAUACACUGUCUUCUACUUCUAGCCCGGCAGAGUUGUGCGAUUGAUGGUGACCUCGUUUGGAUAUCGGCUGGCUCUCUGCUGCGAGCAGCAAUGUACGUUGGUUUACAUCGAGAUCCACAAUAUCUUCCAAAGAUGCCAGUCUUUCAAGCGGAGCUACGGAGAAGGUUGUGGGCUACGGUUCUGGAACUUUUGCUCCAGUCAAGCAUGGAUGCGGGAGGGGCGCCUCUAGUCUCCCUUCAAGAUUAUGACUGCGAGUCACCAUCCAACAUCGAUGAUCAUGAUAUGAAUCCUGAUGACCCUGAAGCCGUCCCACACGUCACAAACGGAUUCACCCACACCAGCGUCCAAAUCGCGCUCGUGAAGUCAUUCCCUAUCAGACUCCAGAUGGCAAAGGCAAUGAAUGAUAUACGCUCCGAGCCUUCGUAUGAUGAAGUGCUGAGACUCAGCAGUAAGCUUACUGCCAUCCAGCGUGACAGUUCGCUUCACCUUUUCAACGCAGCCCAUCACUCGCAAGACAGAGCCUCGCAACCGUCUGCCUUCCAAACCCAAUCCGUCUCCCUUCUCACCAAUAGGUUUCUGCUUGCUCUACAUCACCCUUUCGCUGUCAAGGCAAAAACAAACCUAAAAUACUACUUCUCCCGUAAAAUAUGCCUGGAUGCAGCUCUCCAGAUUCUUUCGCCAAAUAAAGGCAACCACAGCCAGGAUAAUAAUGAGAAUGCCGCCGCCAGUACCAACAGUGACGACGAUGACUUUGACCGCCUAAAGCUCCACGCCGGGGGCUUCAUCCGCAGCUCCGCCAUCUACGCACAAUUCACCAUCUCCCUCGAGCUCAUCUACCAACUCCAGGAAGACAUGCCAGGGUACUUCCUUUCAACCCCCGCGUCAUUAAGCACCACCUCCUCGUCGGCGACACAAACAUGGCGAAGAGAACUUCACACUGCGACCGACAACUACAUGCGGCUAGCAAUGGCGCGGAUCCGGGCGGGCGAAACGAAUGUCAAAGGCUAUAUAUUCUCUGCUUGUGUGCUGGCGCAGAUCAAGGCGAUGGAGGCGGGCGUGGCAGAGGUUGAAGGGCCCAUUAUGGAGGCGGCGAAGGAGGCACUGGACCAGUGCUAUCUUUGGCUAAAGGAGCGAGCAAAGCUACUCGGAGAAAGGGAAGUUGAGGUAUCGUCGGAAGAGGAUGAAGGGACGGGGUUAGAUACCCAUAACACGAUAUAUGGCGAACGUGGUGAUAGUGCUGAAUCUGAGACUCAGAGGAUGGAAUUUGCCGAUUGGGGCUCGCAAUUUCUUUUCGACAUACCGGAUUCAUGGUUAUUUUCCGCAAUUCCGUCUGGGGAUCUGUAGUGUGGAGAAUUUCCUUUUCCAGAGCGUGCAUUGAAUAAAAUGCUGUUGCUUUUCUAGUUUCUCUUUUUUUUUUCCUUGCAAGGAACUGAUCAGCAUGUAAAUUACACGAAAUGGGGCGUUGGGGGGCGUUGGGGGGGCGUUGGGUAGUACUGGGCGUAUGAUUGUGUCUAUUUUUAUCAGCCCGACUUUCUUGCUUGCGUGAACGGUCGCCCCACAUGUCAACCGGUUUUGGCUCUCACGAGGCAACGACCUUCAAUUCCCGCAUCGGAUCUGACCGCAAUAAUGACGAACAGUCAAGUCAUCGCGGCGGUUCCAGUCGCUUGCCAGCUUGCUUGUAUGUAUCUUGGGUUCAUCCGCCUACAUGUGCAAUCAUUUGCCUUUGAUGAAUGGGUUUUCUGUCAGUUAUUAGAGUGACACCUCAAUAAAUCAAUGUAGCGAUAAAAUUAAAUAAUUAUGAUGGGAGUCGAAGCACUUGGCUUGUACGCGCUAUGUAAAUCUGAUUGGGUUUGGUAACUACUGUACUUAGCUUUAUAGUGCUAGCUAUACUAUGUAGAGGCAAAGCCCCCACCUUCGGACAUUCCAAUAAAUGUCUCAUUGUAAUGAGCUCAUGGGGAUUGGUUUAUCCACAAACGCUUUUUGCUUUCCAAUGACUUUCCUUAUUGUCGGGUAUUUGGGUGUAGAUGUUUUAAAAUCAUGUACUCCGUACUGCCGCACGCACAUUGUGGUUAGGUGGCGCUUGCCUGCUUGCUUGGCUGUUUUCGGAUUUUUGCCCUAAUUCAUUUUGAUGUUUUGGGACAAAACAACCACAGAUCAGAAAGAAGUAACUUUACUUCCGUAUGUUGGAGUCACAAUAAUAACGACAAAAAACAAAUACUGCACGCUCGAGAGUCGAGAGAACAAGAGCAAGACAAAAACAAAUAUCCCACAGUUUUUAGACCUCGGCCAACUGCUCCAGACUGACUCUCUCUUUGGCUCAUGGUCUCCAAGGCUGACACCUGCAGAUUACCGUCCGG